UCCUCCCUAUCAUUUGCACUCUCUCGCUCUUACCUAAGGCUAAAACUAAAAGCCCUUCCCAAGAGCUGCUUUCGCUGCCUUCCCUCCCCCUACGCCAAAACCCUUACCUUUUCCACCACCAAACCCCGGUGGUGCUCUCCUCUUCUCCUCCUUUUUAGCCAAAAACCCUUCCUCCGAUCGAAUCCAAUGGCGGAUUGCGCGGCCUCUGACGUGUCGGAAGGCCCAGUCCUCAGCCUUCUUAACAAGCGCCUCCGAGCCCUGCGCAAGAAACAAAACCGUAUCCUCCAGAUGGAGGAAGCCAUCUCCCAAGGCAAGCCCAUCAACAAGGAGCAAGAGGAAGUCCUCCGCUCCAAACCCGCCGUCUCCAGCCUCAUCGACGAACUCGAGAAGCUCCGACAGCCCCUCUCUCAAGCCGUCUCCGAGGAGCUCAGCCUUGCCGCCCAGCGCCAACAACUCUCCUCCGAUUCCGCCCCCGCCUCCACCGUCGAUCCCGAAAACUCCAACGACGACGACGACCACCACCACCAGCGCAAAAAUGACGAGCCCGGCCUCAGAAUCGUUGAGGAUCUCCUCCAUCUGCUUUACUUCGGGUCCCUGUUCGACGUGAAGUCGCAGAGCGAUUUCACUGCGACUAUUCUGACGCGGACGCACGAGCGAGGGUGUUGCUUGACCUAUGAUUACGUCACCGACGAUGCUACCGAUCUGCUGGGCGAGAGGGACUUGAAUUCUUUAUCGGCGUUGGGCGGCUUGUUGAUAUCGCGCCCGGUCGAUUCGGGCUUGUCGCACAAGAAUGCCUUGCAGCGCUGCAUCGAGCACGCAAAGCUCUGGCUCGCCAACUCCGACCAGCCCAUCGAGCCCAAUUCCAAUCUUACUUAUUCGGAUUUGAGAGAGAGGCUGAACAAGAUUAUGGCUUCGGACUAUUUCACCACCACGCCAGAGAUGAAAGAUCCGGUGGAAGUUGCUGCGGCAGCUGCUGCUGGAAAUUAUGCUUCUUUCCAGGUACCGAUCUCAGCGCCCACCCAAGUGGAAGGCUCAGUCGCAGAAUUCCAGCAUUCGGACCAAAACUCGGAAAAUUUUCAAGGACAUGAGACUGGCGAUGAUGAAUCUAGUCCUGUGGAUGAACUACAAAAGGAUGAAGAGAGAGAAAAUGCAGCAGAGAUUGUCUCGGUUCAACAAGAACAAACCGAAUCACUGGCAGAACUGGAGCAUAGUGAGAUAGAUCCACAAUCAAAGGCGCAACAAUACAUUCCCAGAAGAAUGUAUCAGAAUCAAAGAGGUGGUCGUGGUGGUAGUAGUGGGGGUGGCCGCCGGGGUUAUUCCAACGGCCGUGGAGGUCGAGGCAGUGGCAGGGGAAGUGGUACCUAUGUGAAUGGUCGCAACCAAUAUUAUGAGCAGCCUGGUAAUUAUUAUCCUAGGAAUAUUUAUAACAAUAGGGGAAGGGGUGGAAGGGGUGGUGGGCAGUAUUAUAACAACCAUGGCUCAGCAGUUCCGGGUGGGCAUUCCCCAGCUGAUGUUGGGGUGCGUUCAUGACAUUACUCACCAGGUGUUCGUAUGGUGUUUGGUACUGUCUUGAUGGGUGGGUGGCGAUUUUUUUUUUUUUUUUUUUUUUUUUUGCUUUGUACAAAACAUAUUUUGAAUGUUGGUUGCAGUUGAUGAAUUUACCAUCCCGGACCACCCUUCUGUAUUUCGGUUAAUGAAAACUUCUCAUCAGAAACCUUUUGGGAGAAAA
Messenger RNA from Juglans microcarpa x Juglans regia, 1729 nucleotides. RefSeq lists its product as uncharacterized. The record is from RefSeq and is a predicted model, not a curated record. NCBI's taxonomy places the organism in Eukaryota, Viridiplantae, Streptophyta, Magnoliopsida, Fagales, Juglandaceae. The transcript is spliced from 4 exons. The coding region runs from base 187 to 1530 and encodes 447 amino acids.